Selaginella moellendorffii is the source of this 1746-nucleotide messenger RNA. Its product is annotated as serine/threonine-protein kinase BIK1. The coding region runs from base 113 to 1723 and encodes 536 amino acids. Gene Ontology annotation, molecular function: protein kinase activity; ATP binding. Gene Ontology annotation, biological process: protein phosphorylation. The record is from RefSeq and is a predicted model, not a curated record. NCBI's taxonomy places the organism in Eukaryota, Viridiplantae, Streptophyta, Lycopodiopsida, Selaginellales, Selaginellaceae. The transcript is spliced from 10 exons.
AAGAGAGAAAAUCCUCGAUUCUGCCGGCAGGUGUCUUGGCUUGGCCUGCAUUUUGGACGGUGUCAACGAAGAAGGCGACGAAAGAGUAGUGAAUCUUUCCAUAAUCGAAAAAAUGGGAUCUAAAAGGUUGAAGCAGUUUCUCAAUUCGAGUGCUAGAAUCUUGGUGGCUGUUAAGGAAACUGGCGAGAUUCAUGGAAUUCUCAAGCUCUUGUUAUCCAAGUUUGCACAGAGGAAAGAUCACAUCACUUUCUUGCAUGUGUUUCAAAGCUCAGAGGACUUGCAAAGGUAUCAAGCUGGAUUAUCUUUCGACAGGGCCAUUUGUCAAGCUUUGCUUGACAUUCAUUUGAGAACUCCAAAGGUGACUGUUUCAUCAGUAGUAGUCCAGAGCUCAGAUAUUUGCAAUGGAAUCGUUCAAGAGGCCAGAAAAAUCAAAGCAACAUUGGUUGUUCUUGGGAAUUCGCAAAGGCAAUUUAUUUCCAGGACCAUGAGCAAAAUUGGAAAAACUUGUGUAAGAAAUUUACCUUCCUACUGUUCUGUCAUGGUCGUUCGCAAGGGAAAAGUGAUGCAAGUCAAAUCUGGUUGUGCUAAUUGCAAAGAUCACACACUAAAAUCCUUACUUCAAAAGGAGAAUAAGUUGGAAAAGGAAGAGAGCCAAAACUCAAGACGGAGUAGCGGAGCAUCAUCAAGCUCAUGUUCUAUGGAAACAGUCUUGAGUUUCUCAGCUGAUAUAAGUUCUGAUUUAUCAUGGUCCUCAGAAUCAGGCUCACCCACCACGGUGCUUAAAGACCGAACUCUCUCAAGAAAUCCAAAAUCAGAAAAUGUAUCUGUCAAAGAAUUCUCAUACGAGGAGUUGCUCCAAGCCACUGGACACUUUGCAAUGGAAAACUUGGUUGGAAGUGGGGGUUGUUCUCAUGUUUACAAGGCAACUCUUCAACAUGGAACCAUUGUUGCGGUGAAACAUUUGCUAAAUAGCAACUCCGGUCAACGAGAAUUCUCAAGAGAAAUCAAGUUCAUAUCUUACAUUCGUCACCAGAACCUGGUAUCGCUUAUUGGCUUCUGUUCUGAAGGAACACACAGGCUGCUGGUCUACAAGUUUUUGCAAAAUGGGAGCCUUCAAGAUCAUCUUUAUGGUAAAAGAAAGGUAUUAAGCUGGAAAAAGAGACAAAAAGUAGCACUUGGAGCUGGAAGAGGCCUUCACCACCUUCAUAAUCUUGCUCCUCAUCAUAUAAUCCAUCAAGAUGUGAAGAGUUCCAACAUAUUGCUCUCUCAUGACUUUGAUGCACAAAUCUCAGAUUUUGGCUUUGCAAGAUGGAGUAACGAGGCAACCAGUGGACUCGUUGGAACUUUUGGUUAUAUGGCUCCAGAGUACAUGGUUCAUGGAUAUGGCAAUGAAAAAACGGAUGUUCAUGCAUUUGGAGUGGUGCUCUUAGAGCUAAUUUCUGGAAGAGCUCCCAUUGAUUUCACACUUACAUCAAAAGAGCAAAGCUUGGUACAUUGGGCACAUUUUCUUGAGAAAACCGGUGCUACUCAUGAGCUGGUGGAUCCAAAUUUGACAAUUCUCAAUGCCCAUGAGAUGAGAAGAAUGAUGUACACAGCAUUUUUGUGUGUGCGAAGAGCGCCAGAUGAAAGGCCCAACAUGGAACGAGUGGUAAAUUUGCUGGAUGCUAAAAUGGAUUGCAGAGAACCUUUGCUCUCGAGAUAUCAAAACUCGACUUCAUAUUAAAUGAAAAUUGAUCGCACCAUAAA